Molecule: messenger RNA, 378 nt
Organism: Aureobasidium uvarum
Lineage: Eukaryota; Fungi; Ascomycota; Dothideomycetes; Dothideales; Saccotheciaceae
Source: the annotation of a GenBank genome assembly
AUGGAUCCUAUCGACAUCGACCUUUCCGCGCCCAUCUAUCCAAGCGAUGGCACCGGUGUUGUGCCCACCGAGGCCAACGAGAGGAUCGAGGCUGCCGGUGGGUUCCUCCCUGCCCUCACCUCUGCUCUGGAGCGAAAGCUUCGUAAGCCCGGUGCCCAUGGCGACGCCAUGAGAGCAAUGUUCGGCAACGACCAGUACAAGUUUACCGGUCAGAUGCCUGUGGGUUACGCCCACGUUAGAAGGGAUCCGAUGGGCCGCCGCGACAUUCGCAUCUACGGCCACCCUUCCGGCCGCUACUACAACUCUGCAGAAAAGUUCUUGCCGCACGUCGUUGCCAUGCUGGUCUUUAGUGACCACUGCUGGUGCGAGCUCUGCUAG